CUGCCUUCCUGGCUUUCGCUUUUUUUUCUUUUUUUCCCUCAUAAAAACCUUUUCCAUUCCCAAAAGAGAGAUUUGUCCGUCCAUGUGUUGGGAGCGAGUGAAAUGUGCAUCAGAAACAGGGCUCAAGAUUUGGGAUCGGCUUCUAACACCAACAAUUCCGUAAUCAAACACCCAAUUCGUAAAAUCAGAACCAAAACCAGACGACCCAAGUUCCUCAGCCUCCUAUUGGAGCUGACACCGCCGCGGAAUUCCACUCCGAUGAGCCCCAGGCCGAAGCCGCCGGCGUUGCAGGAGCAGCAGCAGCAGCAGCUGACUCUGUUUCCUCUGCAUCCGGAAAACAUGGUGGAGGACAGAGACUCGAUGCACGACGAGAACGUGGCGCUGAUGUUCAACAGCGACGUGGUGAGCAGCUGCUGCAGCCUGCAGAGCUUGAGCUUCCUGCCGAGUUACCAGAACGACAUGUCGUCGACGGAGGAGGAGUCGCGUAAUUUGGUGGGUGGGAGGGAGGCGGAGGGCGGGAGCUGGCUGGUGCGGGCGGCGAUGAGGAGCCGGGAGAGGGAGGCGGCGGAGGAGGAGAAGUGGGUGUGUUACUCGGAGGUGGUGGAGAAGAAGGAGGAGGAAGUUACGAGCACGGCGGCGGAUGAGUGGGUGGAGAAGAAGUACAUCAACAAAAAGAAGAACAAAAUGGAGAUUAUUGGGAAACAGAAACAGCCGCGGUUGAAGCUUGAUUACGAGGGGAUUUUGAAUGCUUGGUCUGAUAAAGCUCCGCUUUAUAUCAAUGGAGAAUCUCCUCAGACCGUCCCUAAUCUCCAUGAUGAUCAAAUCUUCAGCUCUGAUUCCCUUCCCAAUAGAUGCUGUGGAAUGGGAAGUGAAGGGAAUAGUAAUAAUAAUAAUAAUAAUGUGUGGAAAGUGCCAGAGAUGGAAGGGUGGAAAAUGGGGCAAAGAGAGGCAAGUGUUUUGAGAUACAAAGAGAAAAGGCAAAGUAGGCUCUUCUCAAAGCGCAUUCGUUAUCAAGUUAGAAAACUCAAUGCUGAGAAGCGUCCAAGAAUGAAGGGUCGCUUUGUGAAAAGAAGUUGACAAGGUGAGAAACACAUCGUUUUGAACAUAUAAGGGCAUUCUGGGAAAUGCAUCGCAGUGUAUUUUCUCUUUUCUUUCUUUUUAAAAAAUUUUAAUGUUCUUUUUUCUUUUAUAGAUAUUGUUGCAUUAAUAAAAUACGAUUAAUGUUAAAUGAAAAUAAUGAUUAAUAUAAAUCGUGAUUAAGCUAUUUCUUAGCCGAUUAAACUAC
Molecule: messenger RNA, 1285 nt
Organism: Momordica charantia (bitter melon)
Lineage: Eukaryota; Viridiplantae; Streptophyta; Magnoliopsida; Cucurbitales; Cucurbitaceae
Product: CCT motif family protein
Biological process (GO): regulation of DNA-templated transcription
Cellular component (GO): nucleus
Molecular function (GO): protein binding
Source: RefSeq, a predicted model, not a curated record